AUGAAGGACUUCCCUCAAAUAAAGGUCAUGUAAUAUAAAAACUUGUUUGUACCAUCUUAUAAAAUUAACCAAGCUCCCAAAAAUAUUCCAAAGAUCGUAUUUUUUUUCCCCUCUAGAAUUGUAAAUUUUUUGUAGAUUUUUGUAAAAAUGAUGUUUGAUGAAGGGGAAUACUACUCACCCUCAGAUGUAUUUAGUUGCAUAAACUCCCUCCCAAAUUCAAAAAAGUCGAAAAUGAUGAACAAGAGAAGGUUCACUGAUGAACAAGUGAAGUCACUUGAAUCAAUUUUCGAGAAUGAGACUAAACUCGAACCAAAGAAGAAGGUCCAAGUGGCUCGAGAACUCGGGUUGCAACCUCGACAGGUUGCAAUCUGGUUCCAAAACAAGCGAGCUCGGUUCAAGUCUAAGCAACUUGAGAAAGAAUACACCACUUUGAAGUCGAGUUACAACUCCCUUGCUAAACGGUUUGAGGACCUUAAGAAAGAGAAGCAAUCCCUACUUGUUCAGAUAGAGAAGUUAAAAGAUGAAGCAGAGAAGAAGAGUAGUAAUACAAACAGCAUUGAAAGAGCAGCAGAGGAUGAAGACGAGAAAUCAAAGAGUGUAAAAAAGAGAGAUGAAUAUGAAGUAAAACCGGCUUUAUCAUUAGAAGGAUCGGAAUAUGGAGGUUGUAGCAUGAUAUCAGACGAAGGAUCGAGCGAAAACACGAAUUAUUUCGGGAUGGAAGAAGAGACGGAAUUAUUAAAAUUGGUACAACCAGUAGUAGUUGAUAGUUCUUUAACAUCAGGUGAAGGUUGGGAUGAUCUUCGACCUGAUGGUUUGUUUGAUCAAGCUGUUGAUAGUUGCCAAUGGUGGGACUUUUGGUCUUAAUCAAGUGCUCAAUAAGCUAAAGUGUGACUUUUAAUUAGGAAAAUUAUCGAAUCAAUUUGCUCGGUCGCGGGAUUAAAGGUUGCGUACAUCUGAACCGGCCUUGAUUUCUAUAGUCGAUACCCUUGCUAGAUAGAGGGUGUUAUUUUUCAUUGUAAGCGCGAAUUAGCUAUCUAGGAUAUUAGGAGUGGGAUUGUGCGCGCACGCACGCAGCAGUGUUACGGCGGCGCGCUAGCUAGCUAGGAUCAUUAGGCUCACUCUUAAGUACCUGCGCGCGCACUAUGUUAAUGUACAUAUUGAUACAAGAUAGAGGCACGACUAUGAGUCAUGAAUAAAACAGUGGGGGGAUUAGAGAGGUAA
Molecule: messenger RNA, 1221 nt
Organism: Spinacia oleracea (spinach)
Lineage: Eukaryota; Viridiplantae; Streptophyta; Magnoliopsida; Caryophyllales; Amaranthaceae
Product: homeobox-leucine zipper protein ATHB-12
Exons: 2
Coding region: 148-864 (238 amino acids)
Biological process (GO): positive regulation of DNA-templated transcription
Cellular component (GO): nucleus
Molecular function (GO): sequence-specific DNA binding; DNA-binding transcription factor activity, RNA polymerase II-specific
Source: RefSeq, a predicted model, not a curated record